GCGACACUGUGAGCCCUUUCACUUUUCUUCUGGGUCGGCUUAAGUGAAGUGACUGAGGACCGGAAGGAUGGUGCAGUCCUGCUCCGCCUACGGCUGCAAGAACCGAUAUGAUAAGGAUAAACCUGUUUCUUUCCACAAGUUUCCUCUUACUCGACCCAGUCUUUGUGAAAAAUGGGAGGCAGCUGUCAGAAGAAAAAACUUUAAGCCCACCAAGUACAGCAGUAUUUGUUCAGAACAUUUUACUCCAGACUGCUUUAAGAGGGAGUGCAACAACAAGUUACUGAAAGAGAAUGCUGUACCCACAAUAUUUCUUUGUACUGAGCCACAUGACAAGAAGGAAGAUCUUCUGGAGCCACAAGAACACCUUCCCCCACCUCCUUUAACACCUCCCAUUUCCCAGGUCGAUGCUGCUAUUGGGUUACUGAUGCCUCCACUUCAAACCCCUGAUAAUCUCUCAGUUUUCUGUGACCACAACUAUACUGUGGAGGAUACAAUGCACCAGAGGAAAAGGAUUCAUCAGCUAGAACAACAAGUUGAAAAGCUCAGGAAGAAGCUCAAGACUGCCCAGCAGCGAUGCAGAAGACAAGAACGACAGCUUGAAAAACUAAAGGAGGUUGUACACUUCCAGAAAGAGAAAGAUGACAUAUCAGAAAGAGGCUAUGUGAUUCUACCAAAUGACUUCUUUGAAAUAGUUGAAGUACCAGCAUAAAAAAAAAAAAUGAAAUGUGUAUUGAUUUUUAAUGGGGCAAGACCACACAUCCUCUUUUAGCUUAUAUAGGCGUUUCAUUUGGGGAAAAAAAGCACUUGAUUACUUGUAUAAAAACAAUUCAGAAUAUUUUUUUAAAAAAUAAAUUAGAUAUAUACUGUAAAAUUGUAAAUUUUUGUUUGUAAUUUCAGAGUUUUUACAUUAAAAACAAUAUUUUAAAAGUUAUUUUAAAAAGCCUUAGACUGCCAUUGUAAGUUGGUUUCAAGAUUGGAGAUUUUGUUUGAAUAUUUAUAGAAAUAAUGUAAAAAUGAAAAGCACAGAGAGUGAGAACAGUGAAGUAAAGAUAAGAUUUAAGUUUCAAUUUUAAAAAUUAAUGCUUUUUAUUGAAAAAACUUAGUUAUAUUUUAAAUCAGGAGUAUGGAUUAGAUUGUAGGGUAUAACCUGUCUGUGUAUUCAAACAUUCACAUCCGUAAAAUCAGAAGGUUCAUUUAUCUUUCUGAAUCACUUGUCAAGGAUAAAUUGGCAAAUCAAUUGAAAAAGAUUUGACUGUCUUUAGAACAGAAAAUAAAGAAUCAUUCUGUAUCUAAUCAAUAAAUAUAAAGGUGAGUUUUUAAAAAAUGAACCCUUUCAUUUUUCCCUAGCAUUAUAAAAUCGAAUAUAUUCUCAGGUAGAGAAACAUUUUUUUUUUUCUUGGUACCAGGGAUUGGACCCAGGGGUGCUUAACCAUCAAGCCACAUCUUCAGCUCCCUCCCCCAUUUUUUUUUUUUUUUUUUUAAUUUUGAGACAGAGUCUUACUACAUUGCUUAGGGCCCUGCUAAACUGCUGAGCCUGGCUUUGAACUUGCAAUCCUCCUGCCUCAGCCUACAGAGCUGCUGGGAUUGCAUACAUGGGCUGCAGUGCCCAAUUUUGGAAGAAACAUUCUUUAACAACAAAGUAAGGCAUUUGUUACCAUUGAAGUAAAAAUUGGGACCUGACCCUUGAUGAAAGGAUACCCAAUUCCCUAACCGUAAUUAUAUCUUCAUCCAAAUGUCUUACCAAAUAUGUUCUGUUGAUAGUUUGAUUUGUAUAAUGACAUGGUACUCUUGUGUUUAACUAAUUGAUUUUGGUCCAGACUUCACAUAAAAAAUUAGUUUUUCACUUGUAACAUGUUAGAAAUUAUAUCCCACCUACUUAAAUGAAUGAUUUAUAUUCAAAAGCAACCUAAUACGUAAUGUUUAUUUUACUAAAUGUUGAGAUUUACUGCAGUUUCUGCUCAAACUGUGAGUUGUAUUCUAAUUUUGUGAGAAAUUUUACAUAUAUUUGAAAUGAAAACAUGUUCUGAGUACAAAAUAUUGCUGUAGAAAUUAUUUAGAUUUAGAAUAAUUAUUCCAACUAAAAUUAUCACUUUUAUACUUAAAGAUACACUGAGAUAGUUGAAGAGUAACAGACUUUUUUUUUUUUUAAGACAAUAGUAAGAGAUAAAACAAGGAUGUUAAAAAGUGUUUUUUAUAGAACUGAUUUUUAUUGUUAUUCACUGCCAUGCUACCUGUAGGUAGCAGUUUGAUUCAUGGAGAUUUGAUUCUUUGUGAACCAAUAUCUCAAAAAUAGAAAAUAAUGUUUAGAUUACUUACAUAGUCUGAUAACAAUAUUUAGGACUGCAAUGAAUGAGAGCACGUUCAUUGGUUUCUGAUGGAACGCAACCGUUUUUUAGAAGCUUCAAAGUCUUCAAAUAGUUUGUUUUCAUAUUUCAUCUCUAGCAAUUCCUGGAAAACUGGGUAAAUAUUUUUUCAAAGUGUGUAUCUUUAACCUAAAUUGUCUUCUACAUAAAAGACUGUGUGUGUGUAUUUGUCCAAAACCAAGAAUCUAGGUUAGAUUAUAAAUGUGGUAAUCAUAAUUAUUUAGCGUUAUUUAAUUUGAAGCUGUUGUCUUUAUGACAGAUGUAAAUCCCCAUUUGUAUCUAACUGAGUAAGCAACACAUGUACCAACAGCUUGUAUUUACAUGUUUGAAAUGUACAUGCUUAUUUCUGAAUUUGAGGUGGAACAAUUUAACAUCUUGUUGAUUUUUCUUUUUCUUUUUUUUUUUUUUUUGUUUUGUUUUGUUCCCCACCCCCCCUUUCUGGGAAUGAAUUUAAAUUUACCAUUGCUGAUUGCAAAUUUGCAGUUCUCCUACCAUGGCCUCAUAGUAGCUGGGAUUACAGGAGUGUGCCAUUGUGCCUGAUUUGUUGAAUGUUUUUAAAAUUCAUUUUAUCUAUUGUUUAUAACAUUUCCAAGAAAAGUAAAACAUUUAGGCUAAAAUAAGUCCUGGUCAAGUAUAGUGGAACUCAGUCUGAAAAAAAGUAGGGAAAAAGUCAGUCUGAAAUGGGGAGAAAAGAAAUGUGAAUUGCAGCGUAUUCUGAAAGUUGAAAUUUAAGUGCGUAUAGUAAAAUACUAAAAUAUCCAUUUAUGUGUGACAAUUUGGAAGAAAUAGCAAGAAGCAGUUGUUUCUCAGAACUGCUGGGAGACAUGGAAAAUCUCACAGGGCUUUAGAGUCAAAGUAGUGUAGAAAUUCUUGAAGACUCAUCAUCAAACCCUGUAUGAUUCCCUUUUAUAACAUCUUUGGUAAGUGGUGAUCCUUUCUCUGUUCACUUUUAAGCAAAUAUUCUGCUUAAAUUCUUUAAAAUAGGUUUCUAGAUAAAAAUAGAAUCAGUUGCCACUCUAAUUAAAGAAGUAUUUCUUUAUGGAACUAUAAACUUUACUUUGACCUCCUACUUAGUUUGAACUGUCACAUUCUAAAAUUGAAGUCUUGAAUUAAAAAAGAAUUUAAGUGUAUACUGAUCUUA
Marmota monax (woodchuck) is the source of this 3504-nucleotide messenger RNA. RefSeq names its product THAP domain containing 1 (gene Thap1). Gene Ontology annotation, molecular function: sequence-specific DNA binding. The coding region runs from base 68 to 709 and encodes 213 amino acids. The transcript is spliced from 3 exons. The record is from RefSeq and is a predicted model, not a curated record. Lineage: Eukaryota; Metazoa; Chordata; Mammalia; Rodentia; Sciuridae.